AUGGCCAGACCAUUUAGCCAAGAUCGCUUUCCGAGAAAGAGGAAGAAGACUUCAGGUUUUAGGCUUAGUCCGAUUGCAGAGUCCAUAGACCCACUAGACUUCUACGGAGGAAUGCGCCCACGACCCUCCUCUGCUUCCGAGCUGUCAACUCCACUCGACAAGUUUACCUUAUUCAUGGAACUCGACAUCAAAAUCCGCACUAAGAUCUGGGGUUUUUCUGUCGUCCCUGCGCUCGUCCCAUGGGGCGGUGAUGGAAGAAAAGUCCCCUCGAUUCUCCACGUACACCGGGAGUCUAGGAAGUUGGCACUGAAGCGUUAUUGGCUUGCUCACUGGUCCUUAAAUCUGACCAACCAACCAAGAUAUGUCCACUUGUCGCAAGACAUACUCUAUCACGACUCGAGCGUCUCUCGACUCAUGCCAUGGGGCGACAUGGUCAUGCCACCUCUCUGGCUUCGCAAUGUCGAACGAAUGGCCGUCGACCUCCGUUCCACCGUUCAUCUCGAAAAGGGCGAGUCCGGCAAAGUCUGGCGCGCCAAACCCGAACUCUGGUCCGACAUCAAGCUUCGAUGCCCGAAAUUGAAGGAGCUUCUCUUCCUCUUGGAAUCUUGCGCGGUUGCUGGUAGUGCUCUGGAGGACUUGGUUGAGGUUCGUAGCUUUUAUGUAUGUUCUUCGGCGGAGUUGAAUAGGGCGGUUUCUGUCCUAAAUUCUUUCGAUAACUUGCCAGGGGAGGAAAAGCUCGAGGAACUGGAAAUCAAGUUCAUGGAGGCGAAAUGAACUUAGCGCAUUAGAUGAAGAUGGGAAUGAUAUGAAACAGGUCUGAAGUUUGGCGAAUUCAUACCGGGUGGCCAGGUCCGGUUUACUCUACUCUUCUCUCUCCUCUACGUUACGGAGCUUCUCAACCUCGGGGUUUUCCUCGAACUACACGAGUAUCCAAUGGACAGAGC
This is a messenger RNA of Amorphotheca resinae ATCC 22711, 944 nucleotides long. RefSeq lists its product as hypothetical. The coding region runs from base 1 to 774 and encodes 257 amino acids. NCBI's taxonomy places the organism in Eukaryota, Fungi, Ascomycota, Leotiomycetes, Helotiales, Amorphothecaceae. The record is from RefSeq and is a predicted model, not a curated record. The transcript is spliced from 3 exons.